Daphnia magna is the source of this 2732-nucleotide messenger RNA. RefSeq names its product prolyl endopeptidase. NCBI's taxonomy places the organism in Eukaryota, Metazoa, Arthropoda, Branchiopoda, Diplostraca, Daphniidae. The record is from RefSeq and is a predicted model, not a curated record. Gene Ontology annotation, cellular component: cytosol. Gene Ontology annotation, biological process: proteolysis. Gene Ontology annotation, molecular function: serine-type endopeptidase activity; oligopeptidase activity.
UUUUCAGUUUUGAUAAAAACUAGUUUACUUUGUACAAAAUAAUUCUUGGUCUUCUCUGUAAUUAUGAUUAGUAUUAAACUUCCGUGGAGAUCCCUUUUUGGCGGUAGUCGUCGUAGAGCACUCCUUAUCAACAGCAGUCGAUCUCUCUCGGUUCGAAAUCGAAAUAGUUUUCCUUGGCAUCUAACACUUACACAAAGCUGCUUGUCCUUGUUUCGUUCUGAUAAUAAAUUCAAACUAAGUAGCGAUUCAACCGGUCUAAACAAUAUGUCGACGUUUACGUAUCCAGUUGCCAAACGCAUAGAUUUCUCUGAAAAUUUACACGGAAUUACGGUGGAAGACUCCUAUCGCUGGCUGGAGGAUCCAGAUUCUUCUGAAACACAGGAGUUUGUUUGUCUUCAGAAUGAACUUACGACUCCCUACAUUCAGGGCAGUCCAGCUUUGGCCAGUAUCAAAAAAAGAUUGACAGAGCUAUGGAAUUUUCCUAAAUAUUCUUGUCCAAUGAAAAAGGGGAACCGCUAUUUCUUUUACAAAAAUUCUGGUCUCCAAAAUCAUAGUGUCCUUUUUGUGCAAGACUCCCUGGAGUCUGAACCUAAGGUCUUCUUGGAUCCCAAUACCUUGUCUGAUGAUGGAACUGUGUCUCUUUCUAUGAAGAAGUUUUCAGAAGAUGGUGAAAUCUUUGCAUAUGGCCUAAGCCGUAGUGGCUCAGACUGGAAUUCCAUCCAUUUUAAAUGUGUUCAGACUGGAGAAGAUUUCCCUGAGGUGCUUGAAAAGAUCAAAUUCUCAUCAAUAUCAUGGACUCAUGACCAUAAGGGUAUCUUCUACUCAUGCUAUCCCGAACAGCAAGGAAAGACUGAUGGUUCUGAAACCACGUCUAAUGAAAAUCACAAGUUAUUCUAUCAUCGGAUUGGGACGCAACAAAGCGAAGAUGUUCUAGUUGUCGAAUUUCCCCAUGAACCCAAAUGGCGGAUUCAAGGAGGGGUAACAGAUUGCGGUCGCUAUUUGAUAGUUACAACCGGAAGAGACUGCCAAUACAAUAACAUUUACUUCUGUGACCUCACUGCCUUGCCGGAUAAAACUAUCAAUGGGAAAUUGGAGCUGAUCACUGUGGUUGACAAGAUGGAGGCAGACUAUGAGUACGUUUCAAAUACCGAAUCAGUAGUUGUUUUCCGAACCAACAAGGAGGCACCUAACUACAGAUUGAUUCAAAUUGAUUUCAAUCAACCAGCUCGUGAACACUGGAAAACACUGCUGGAAGCUGAUCCUUCUGACGUUUUGGAUUGGGCUGCUUGCAUCAACAAGGAUAAGCUUAUCGUUUGCUAUAUGCACGACGUCAAGAAUAUCCUGCAAUUGCGCGAUUUAAAAAAUGGCCAACUUUUGAAAACCUAUACCCUUGAAAUGGGCACCGUGCGUGAAUUUUCUGGCAAGAGCACCUCUUCCGAAUUCUUCUUCCAAUUCGGUUCUUUUUUAACUCCUGGCGUCAUUUAUCGAUGCGAUAUCGGAGAAACAGUCGAAGCGGAACCAACCGUCUUCCGUCAAAUUGAACUUGAUGGAUUUGAUCCGUCUCUGUUCGAAACUCAGCAAGUUUUCUACCCAUCAAAGGAUGGCACGCGCAUCCCAAUGUUCAUUGUCAAAAAAGGUCUCUAUUUUUAUUGUUUCGUUCUUGGAAUGCUAACCAUAAUUCGUUGUGUACGUUUCCAGACUGUCAUUUUGGAUGGGACUAAUCCUUGCCUAAUGUACGGGUACGGUGGAUUCAACAUAAGCCUCGAACCCGCCUUCAGCGUAACGCGAAUCGUAUUUAUGCAGCAUUUCAACGGUGUCUUUGCCGUACCUAACAUACGUGGAGGAGGAGAAUACGGUGAAGCGUGGCACGAUGGUGGGCGUCUGUUCAACAAACAAAACUCUUUCGACGACUUUCAUUCGGCCGCUGAAUAUCUAAUCGCCAAUGGCUACACUUCGAGCUCAAAGUUGGCUAUACAAGGUGCAUCUAAUGGCGGUUUGUUGAUAGGAGCUUGCGUCAACCAACGUCCUGAGCUCUACGCCGCUGGCAUUGCUCACGUCGGCGUAAUGGACAUGCUGCGGUUCCACAAGUUUACAGUGGGGUACUGUUGGGUGUCAGACUAUGGCAGCCCCGAAGAGAAGGCGGCGUUUGAGAAUCUGUUAAAGUUCUCACCGCUACAUAAUUUGAAAGUACCUGAAACUGGCCAAUACCCGGCGAUGCUGUUGCUUACGGCUGAUCAUGACGACCGCGUCGUGCCGCUGCACUCGCUUAAAUAUAUGGCCCAGAUGCACCACACGUUCAGGGACUGCGCCAAACAGACCAACCCGCUCAUGAUACGCAUCGAAACUAAAGCCGGUCACGGUGCCAACAAACCCACCUCAAAAAUCAUUGACGAACACAGUGACGUCUUUGCAUUUUUGGCGCGCGCCCUGAAUCUUGAAUUCCAAUUAUGAAAUCCGAGGGCUGCAAUCAAUGCAAACAAUCCUAAUCUUUCUUUUUAGGAUAGGUCGACAGGAAUUUGAUUAGUUGAGUAGAAGUAAUUGCAACUAGUAUACAGAAAACCCACACAGAAAACUUUGUAACCCGUGCAAUCAAACUCUAUAGGAUAAGGCAAACAUUCUGAACCUCCCCUUUGUUUUCCAUCUGAUUCUAAUGUGGUCUUAUUAUAUUGACACAUGAUGUUUCAACCAGGUGAAUCUACCGAAAAGUCGAUCAAUACAUCAAAAGAAAAUUA